Salpingoeca rosetta is the source of this 1928-nucleotide messenger RNA. RefSeq lists its product as uncharacterized. Gene Ontology annotation, molecular function: phosphatidylinositol N-acetylglucosaminyltransferase activity. The transcript is spliced from 10 exons. Lineage: Eukaryota; Choanoflagellata; Craspedida; Salpingoecidae. The coding region runs from base 882 to 1928 and encodes 348 amino acids. Gene Ontology annotation, biological process: GPI anchor biosynthetic process. The record is from RefSeq and is a predicted model, not a curated record. Gene Ontology annotation, cellular component: glycosylphosphatidylinositol-N-acetylglucosaminyltransferase (GPI-GnT) complex.
UGACGAUAAGCGCACAACUGAGAGGUUGAGGAAGUGGACCAGAGAGAGAGGGGUGGAGAUGGUGAAGGUGGCUUGGCCACUGCUGCUUGCUGCUUGCUUGCUUGCUUGUCUCGCUGGUGGGCUGUGGGUGCUUUGCUUUGUGGUUGAUAUUUUGGUGCUGGCUUGUUGGCGCGGCUUCGUGCGUGGUCUUGGUAGUUGUGGCGGCUCAGCACGCCAGAGUAUUUGGGUUGUUUUCCUUUUCUCUUUCCUUUGCCUGUCACUGCUGCCACUCCUGUGAGAUGAGGCGGGCGGCAAUGGCAUCGAACCAGCGGCAGCCUUGUUGCUUUGCGCUGCAUCGGUGGUUGAGAGCGCCCAAUCACGGCUUCUGCUCUCCCCCUUUGGCUGCUGCAUCCAAGCACGGGCUGCUCCUGUUUUGUCUUGUCUUUGAUUGCUUGUUCCAUCAUCUACCGCUCGUUGGCGCGUGACAUGUGCUCUGUGAUUUCGGACCAUCCCGCUCUGCUGUGUUGUUUGCCUUUGCUUCUGCCUUGGCUGCUUGGCACGAAGCCGCUCUUGCUUGCCUAUUGCUGCGCCCACCAACCACAAGCAAGACACCCGCCCCCACGCGGCAAGCACCAAAUGCUCGCGCAAAGCGCCCUUCCCUCUCCCUUUUCCCUCGUCUCUCGUUCCACAAACAAAACCCUCUUCCGUGAAGUGCAAGUUUUCAACCCGAGCAAAGUCCACACGUCACACACGUCACAUAUCGAAGCACACAAUUCACUGACCACCCACACCAGCAAACAACAACAACAACAGCGACCCACAACCGCAGUGUGUAGUGGUGACACACAGAAGGCAAAGAAAGAAACGUAUGACGAGGCUGGCGGGAUCUACAAGCAAGGGAGAUGGAGGACGUGGUGUGCAUGGUGUGUGACUUUUACUUGCCAAACCUCGGUGGGGUUGAAGCACACAUCUUCCAGAUUGCACACACAAUCAGCGCUGGAGGCACCAAGGUGGUCAUCGUCACACACGAGUAUGGCGAGCAUCGUGGCGUUGUCCGAUGCAAGGACAGGCCUCUCGUCACAUAUUACCUUCCCCUCCCCGUCAUGUGGCGCCAGAACACGUAUCCGACGGUGGUGGGCGCGUUUGCUGUCCUGCGGCGCCUGUUCCUGUUCGAAGGCGUCACCAUCGUCCACGGUCACUCUUCCUUCUCCACCCUCUGCCACGAAGCAUUGCUCUGCGCCUCACUCAUGAGCCUUAAGACGGUGUACACCGACCACUCUCUGUUGGAGAUGAUGGACUUAUCCAACCGCCUUGUUUCCAAGAUCCUCGCGUUUACCCUCUCCCACACGAGACAUGCCAUCUGCGUAUCCCACACAUGCCGGGAGCACCUCGUGUGCAACACGUUGAUGCCGCCGGCUCGCACAUCUGUGAUUCCAAACGCGGUCGAUGCUGAUCACUUCCGCCCGCCGCGCACACCGGGCCCUGCCACCACCAUCGUCGUCGUCAGCAGGCUGUAUUGGCGCAAAGGCAUCGAUCUUCUCGCCCGCACAAUCCCGCGCGUGUGUGCACGUGAUGCUCGCGCGACGUUUGUGAUUGGCGGCGACGGGCCCAUGCGCAUCCACUUGGAGGAGAUGAAGGACAGGCACAACCUGUCCGGCCGCGUGCAACUGCUCGGCAGCGUCAUGCAUCCAGAUGUUCCGGCCGUAUUGGGUCGUGGUGCCGUCUUCCUCAACUGCUCGCGCACGGAGUCGUUCUGUAUGGCCAUUCUCGAGGCAGCCAGCUGCGGGCUGCAUGUUGUGACGACGAACGUUGGCGGUGUCCCCGAAGUGCUUCCGCCAUCCAUGUGCGACCUGUGCAACCCGGACCCUGAAGAGUUGGCGGCGGCAGUGCUGCGGGCCCUGAAUCGCCCAAAGAACAACCCGCUUGUACAGCACCAGCAGGUGUGGUAG